Messenger RNA from Pogona vitticeps (central bearded dragon), 940 nucleotides. RefSeq names its product thyroid hormone-inducible hepatic protein. Lineage: Eukaryota; Metazoa; Chordata; Lepidosauria; Squamata; Agamidae. The record is from RefSeq and is a predicted model, not a curated record. Gene Ontology annotation, cellular component: cytosol. Gene Ontology annotation, biological process: regulation of lipid biosynthetic process.
CCUGAUCAUGCCCUCCAUGACUGAUUGUCAUGGCCAUAAAUUGCCACCAGAGGAUUGGGACCUACGACCAUUCGGAGUUCGCUGCGGUUUGGACAACUCCGUUGAGGUGUCAACAAAACCAGCAAACGUCCCUGUCAAAACCAUGGAAGAAUACUUCUCCGCUGUCCGGAAAAUGGAACAAACGGUGAUGUUUCCCAGCCUCCUCCAAGGUGCCCCCUUGGCAGAGCAGGCGAACACGUUGGACACAGACUCGAAUGAAAAGGAUCUUUAUGAGUAUUACAUGUUGCUGAAAUCCAUCAAAACGAUGGUGGAAGGUGGCCUGGUGCCUCUGAAUAAUCAGACGUUUCACAUUGCUGCUCAGACGAAAGAACAGGAAAUCAAAGAGGAAGACGACCUGGAGGACUUGUUUUAUUACCAUGUCUCCAGCUUGUAUCGCGUCCUCACCCAACUGACCAGGAGAGCGAACGCCGUGACUUCCAAAUACAAUGAAAUUAUGGGGCAGAUGAACCAGAAUGAGAAGAGGCUCAGCUUCUGAGACAAGGACCCUGUUAGCAGCAAAAGGGUCACUCCAUUCCCAGGAACCUGGAAGCUGAAAGGACAGUGUUGACAUUCUGUACUUUGUUCCGGAGAAGAAUUUGGUGUGACAGUCUGUGAAUUCUGACUGACAAAAUACUUGACUGUUUGAAAUAAUAUUAUUGUUACUAUUACAUAAUUGUUGUAUUAUUAUUAUUAUUCAGUUAUUAUCUUGUUAUUCUGUGAAAAGCAGUACCAAUUAUAAAGAAAACACAGAGCUGUCUCACCUUAAAUUACUGUUUACGUCUCUGAUCCAGAACAAUUAUGAAGAAAUAAUAUUAGCAAGCCGCCUGUCAGAAGGUCAGAAUUUAUUUUAUGGUUUUAUAUGCAUUUUGUGUGUAGGCAUCAUUGUCAAUAAAAUGUUACU